CUACUUUCAUGCUUAAUAGGUAUGUAACAUGGCUGAAUUUGCCGUGGGGGCUAAUAGCUCCGAUCGCCCCCUAAUUGCCUAUUCCCACUGGGAAAUGAGGUCCAACUCCCUGGGAAACAGCAGGAUUUCUAGUGGAAAUGAGGACUCCAGCCUCUACGCGGGACCAUGGUAUGUUCAUGGAUGGGACGGCGCAACGGCCUAUCACCGUGAGCGUCCGGUAUGCAAGCACGAGAUGAACAGACAGGAGCCUCGUCGACGUUCUCGCCCCCAAGUCGCGCAUCCAGACCCUUCAUGGCUGAGCCUCGGCAGCAGGCUCGUCCGGUUAACCGCGUCUCGGUCCUCCACUCGACAACCGUGCGCUGCGACGCCGCUGCAACUCGCGGCGAAGAAGGAAGCUCGAGGGAGAGCGACACAGCGACGCUGCUGCUUGUGGAUCCAUUUGCUGGGUUCCUAGCGGGUCUUCCCUCGGACAGCACGGUUUUAUUAUUCCAGAGCCCCCCAACUGUACCGUACGGUCAUAGCACGCUUGACGGUGAUCUUUCCCGCCCGCGCAAAAAGCAGCGGCGCGCAAAAGAUGGAAGGCUGGUUGCGGAAGCCAAAGAGGUGCACGAAGGCGUCUACGAUGCUUUCGUGGAACCAGUCACCCUGUUGCUGAACAGCGAAUUCAUUCGCAACCGCACGGAACCGUGGUGGCUUCGAGACCCGUCACGGGUGCACCAGCAUGCUCACUCAGUUCACUCUUUUGCGCGACCCGAGUCAUUCGUCAACGGGACCUUUGGGGAAGCUGGAACUCUUGAUGAUGGCAUCGGCGAGGACCGCUCACAAGGUUUACACGUAGAUGCUCUGCACGGCCGCUUCAUCCAGAAUGAUGCGCCAAUUCCAAUGGUCUUUUCGAUGGGCAAUGCGGAAGAGAGUACAUGCGCGGCUUUUUUUAUGCCUUCACAGUCAGCGAUACUCACAACAGACCUUUUACAAGCCGACCAGCGACGCUUUCCGCCGGGCUGGCAAGCGCUGCUUUCCCAAGUGCGAGAACAUGGCGGUGUGGACUUGUUGUACGUCGAUCCUCCGUACCCGAACAUGUCUGCGGAGCGUCUGGCGCGGUCGUCCAUGAGCGCCAACGAAGACGGCAACGCCGCUUCCAUGCACAGGCAUAGCUCGUAUGCGACGGCGGCGGAUCUGUACGACCUCUGGCGCUUACGUGCGCCACUCACGUCUCUGCUCGCUGCUUCGCGGGGACAGGCGCCAGCCCGGCGCACCCGCACACUCGUUGCGUUCUGGAUCACCAACGCGCCCAAAGUCCGCCGCUUCAUCCUGAACAAGUUCUGGCCGCAGCUUGGCGUGCGCUAUGAGGGAGAGUGGUGCUGGCUCAAGAUGACGGCUGGGGCCAGCAGCGGGGCACGAGGUUUCCCGCCGCAGCCCGUAGUCAGCAUGGCGCAGCCCGAACGCAAGAAGCCGUAUGAGAUUCUGCUGCUUGGCUGGGCUGGCGGCGAUGCGGGUGCUGCAGGGCAGCGGGGCGAGCAGCAGGCGUUCAGAAAGCAGAUCUUUGCCAGUGUGCCAAUCGGGCACAGUCGCAAGCCUGCCAUCGUUGACCUCCUUGCGGAGUAUGUGCAUCAACAGCGGGCGUUGGAGCCCGCGGCGGAAGCGCCGCGACGAGGAUGCAUCCGCAAGCGACGCGUCCCUCAGACGGGCACACGUGGAGACGGCUGUCUGCUCGCUGUCGAGCUGUUCGGACGCACGGCUCUGUCCGGCAGCCUGCUCCACGCGCCUUUGACAGCAGGGGCAGCAUGCGCAGCAGCCUUGCCAGUUGCAUCUUCGUCGAGCGCAGCCACCCCGGAGUGUGGUGGCGAUGGCGAUAGCGAUGUGGAUGCAGACGAACGAAACGCUUGUCGCUGCGUGUACGUCAGCGUCGGCAAUGAGGCCUCCAAGUUCAACCAGCACGGCGUGGGCCUGCUCGUCGCGGGCGCCAAGUCGCCGGCAGCAGCAACAAAGGCAGUCAGAUUGGCCGGGGUCUCUCGACAUGCGGAUAGCGUGGCGCAGGACUAGACAUGUGAGAUAGAUGGAAUGAUUAUGGAUCAG
Molecule: messenger RNA, 2076 nt
Organism: Tilletiaria anomala UBC 951
Lineage: Eukaryota; Fungi; Basidiomycota; Exobasidiomycetes; Georgefischeriales; Tilletiariaceae
Exons: 3
Coding region: 292-2043 (583 amino acids)
Cellular component (GO): nucleus; RNA N6-methyladenosine methyltransferase complex
Molecular function (GO): methyltransferase activity
Source: RefSeq, a predicted model, not a curated record